Messenger RNA from Sebastes umbrosus (honeycomb rockfish), 1428 nucleotides. RefSeq names its product protein NLRC3-like. The transcript has 2 exons. The annotation marks the transcript as partial. The record is from RefSeq and is a predicted model, not a curated record. Lineage: Eukaryota; Metazoa; Chordata; Actinopteri; Perciformes; Sebastidae.
CUGUUCAUCUUUGACGGCCUGGAUGAAAGCAGACUUUCCCUGGAUUUCAAGAACAGUGAGGUUGUGUCUGAUGUCACCCAGAAGUCAUCAGUCAACGUGCUGUUGACAAACCUCAUCCAGGGGAAUCUGCUUCCCUCAGCUCUCGUCUGGAUAACUUCCCGACCUGCAGCAGCCAAUCAGAUCCCUCCUGCAUGUGUUGACAGGGUAACAGAAGUACGAGGCUUCACUGACGCCCAGAAGGAGGAGUACUUCAGGAGGAGAGUCAGUGAUGAAGAGCUGUCCAGCAGAAUCAUCUCACACAUCAAGACAUCCAGGAGCCUCCACAUCAUGUGUCUAAUCCCAGUCUUCUGCUGGAUCACUGCUACAGUUCUGGACCACAUGUUGACUACAGACCAGAGAGGAGAGCUGCCCAAGACCCUGACUGACCUGUACUCACACUUCCUGUUGGUUCAGACAAAGAGGAAGAAGCAGAAGUACGGUGAGGGACGUGAGACGAGUCCACAGGAGCUGACGGAGGCUGACGGGGAAGUUCUUCUGAAGCUGGGGAGGCUGGCGUUUGAACAUCUGGAGAAAGGAAACAUCAUGUUCUACCAAGAAGACCUGGAGCGGUGUGGUCUGGAUGUCACAGAGGCCUCGGUGUACUCAGGAGUUUGUACAGAGAUCUUCAAAAGAGAGUGUGUGAUCUUCCAGAAAACAGUCUACUGCUUUGUUCACCUGAGCAUUCAGGAGUUUCUGGCUGCAGUCUACAUGUUCCACUGUUACACAAACAGCAACACAGAGGUACUGAAGGACUUCCUGGGAGAAGAAUAUGUUCAUUCAACCCUGGAUGUCUUCCUGAGGAGAGCCAUGGAGAAAUCCCUUGAAAGUAAAAAUGGCCACCUGGACCUGGUUGUUCGCUUCCUUCAUGGCCUCUCUCUGAAGUCCAACCAGAGACUCUUAGGAGGUCUGCUGGGUCAGACAGACAACAGUCCAGAAAUCAUCCAGAGAGCCAUCAACAACCUGAAGGAGAUGAACAUGUAUGAUACCAAAAUCUCUCCUGACAGAAGCAUCAACAUCUUCCACUGUCUGACGGAGAUGAACGACCACUCGGUACAUCAGGACAUCCAAGAGUUCCUGAAGUCAGAGAACAGAUCAGAGAAGGAGCUCUCUGUGAUCCACUGCUCAGCUCUGGCCUACAUGCUGCAGAUGUCAGAGGAGGUUCUGGAUGAGUUGGACCUGGAGAAGUACAACACAUCAGACGAGGGACGACGGAGACUGAUUCCAGCUGUGAGGAACUGCAGAAAAGCUGUACUUUCUAACUAUGGACUCUCAGAUACUCACUGUGAAGUUGUGGCCUCAGCUCUGAAGUCCAACCCCUCCCAUCUGAGAGAGCUGGACCUGAGUCACAACUACAACCUGCAUGAUUCAGGAGUGAAGCUGCUUUCUGCU